Messenger RNA from Emiliania huxleyi CCMP1516, 1266 nucleotides. RefSeq lists its product as hypothetical. Bases 1 to 1266 code for a protein of 421 amino acids. The transcript has a single exon. Lineage: Eukaryota; Haptophyta; Isochrysidales; Noelaerhabdaceae. Gene Ontology annotation, molecular function: protein binding. The record is from RefSeq and is a predicted model, not a curated record.
AUGCUCAGUGAGGCGCUGAAAACUAUCAACCUCCGCGGCAACUCGCUUGGCACGGAGGGCUGGUGCGCGAUCUUCGCGGCGCUGCGAGACAACAAGGAGAACAAGGUCGAGUCAUGGGACCUCUCGGGGGAGCGCAUCAACGUGAAGGUCGCCAAGGUGCUAGCGGAGUACGUCUCCGGCAGCGCGGUGCUGACCUCCUUGGAUGUGCGCGACAACGAGAUCGGCUCCACCGGCGCCGCCGCGAUCGCCGAGGCGCUGCGCGGCAACGAGGUGCUGACAGAGCUCAACAUUGGCGGCAACAAGAUCUGCCCCGAGGGCGGCGUCGCGAUCGGCAAGGCGCUCGCCGUCAACGGGGUGCUGAAAACGCUCAACCUCUGCUUCAACAACAUCGGAGAAGAGGGCGCCACAGCGAUCGGCGAGGCGCUGCGCGGCAACGCGGCGUUGACCGACCUCAACCUCGGCAAGAAUAAGAUCGGCGACAAGGGCGCCGCUGCGUUAGCGAUCGCCGAGUCGCUGCGGGGCAAUGCGGUGCUGAAAAGCAUCAACCUCAGCGGCAACUCGAUUGGCGCAGAGGGCUGGUGCGCGAUCUUCGCGGCGCUGCGAGACAACAAAAAGAACAAGAUCGAGUCAUGGGACCUCUCACGGCAGGGCAUCAACGUGGAGGUCGCCAAGGUGCUAGCGGAGUACGUCUCCGGCAGCGGGGUGCUGACCGCGCUUGACCUCGCCCGCAGCGGCAUCGACGAGGCGGGCGCCGUGGCGCUGGCCUCCGCUCUGCGCGUCAACGCGGUGCUGAAAACUCUUGACCUCUACAACAACCAGAUCCGCGCCGAGGGCGCCGCUGCGAUCGUCGAGGCGUUGCGAGGCAACGCGGUGCUGACCACCCUCGUGCUCAGCUAUAACGGCAUCGGCCCCUCCGGCGCCACCGCGAUCGCCGAGGCUCUGCAGGGCAACGAGAUGCUGACCGAUUUGAACCUCUACUGGAACAAGAUUGGCGACGAGGGCGCCACUGCGAUCGCCGAGGCGCUGCGCGGCAACGCGGUGCUGAAGAACCUCAACCUCUACUAUAACAACAUCGGCAACACGGGCGCCAUCGCGAUCGCCGAGGCUCUGCGAGGCAACGCGGUGCUGCAAAGCAUCGAUCUCCGCUGCAACAACAUCGACGGCAAGGUGAAGAGGUUCUCGACGUUCUUUGGCCGCAACGGCAACGGGAAGGAAGUAAUUCGAGAUGCGGUGAGCGGGCGGGUGGGGUUCGAGCUCAAGAUGUGA